AGCGACUUUUUCUGACCUCGGGUGCAGUACAUUUACUUUAGCAUUAGUUUGCGCUAGAGUUCACCGAAGAACAGGUGCGAAAACUAGAAACAAUAAUGACUGGUAUGGGAAGGAUACUUAUUUUUGUGUUUUUCAUAUACGGAUGUCAGGCCGUUCAGGACAUAGCUAAAAAAUGUGAUAUACCUGCUACUGCACCUAAAAAAAUAGAAGAAGUAAUAAAUACCUGUCAGGAUGAAAUAAAAAUAGCUAUUUUAUCAGAGGCUUUAGAAGUUCUGAGUGUGAAUGAAGAAAAAGCUAGGGUGAAAAGAUCCACAUUUAAUCCCGAUGAAAAACGACUUGCAGGGUGCCUUCUUCAAUGUGUAUACCGCAAAUUGGACGCUGUUAAUGAAAACGGAUUUCCUACUGAAGAAGGACUUGUAACACUUUAUACAGAAGGCGUCACUCAAAAGGAAUACGUGACAGCCACAAAACAAGCCGUGCAAACCUGUUUAACUCAAGUUCAAAAAAAAUUAUUGGUUACUCCAUUAUCUUUAGAAGAAUCCAAGGUCUGCGAUGUAGCUUAUGAUGUAUUUGAUUGUGUUUCCGAAGAAGUAGCCAAGUACUGCGGACAAACUCCAUAAACAUUAUGAGUACUGUACUUGAAUUUUGUGUUACAUUACUAACUUUGAGCUUAGAUUAUUUUUAGAUAUAUUUUCUAGUCAACAAAAAUAUUUAUGCACUGUAUUUAUCACUAUAUCUCGACAUUUAACAUGUUUAUAGAGAAGUAAUUACAAUUUUAAAAUAAAAAAUACAUAAAUGAUACUUU
Molecule: messenger RNA, 805 nt
Organism: Sitophilus oryzae (rice weevil)
Lineage: Eukaryota; Metazoa; Arthropoda; Insecta; Coleoptera; Curculionidae
Gene: Obp73a
Product: general odorant-binding protein 70
Exons: 6
Coding region: 96-620 (174 amino acids)
Molecular function (GO): odorant binding
Source: RefSeq, a predicted model, not a curated record